CUGGGACACCCUGUACUUUUGAAGAUAUGGACCUUAAAACAACACACCCUAAAGGUAGUGUAACUUAACACCUAAUGCGACGACAAACUUGUUUUAAUCUAUAUAACACAUCCCCGUCUAAGUGGAUAGAAUGUUUCAACUCAAUCUGACCAGUACUUCUGUCAGAAGAUAAACAGCGCACCUUGAAUGAAGCAUGCUCCUUUAUUGUCAUAACACUUCGUAGACAAUUUACACCAUUAUAUUCAUACGACUCUUUUCACAAAGGCAAGUUUAAGCUCCACUAAGUUCUUUUUAAAGUACUCCCCCUCAAAAGAGAAACGUUUGCAUUAUGUGGAAGUCUGUGCAUGCAUGUUCGGUUACAGGCGUGUGAUUGUGUACAUGUACUGUACACUGUAGGCCUACCAUGACAUGUUUUUGAUCUCAUGACGAAGUGGCGUGAAAGUCGACAAAAUGUCAUGAUAAACUACCAUGUAACCUUAAAUCACGUCUUCUUGAAAAUAAAUUACAUGUGCGUUACAAUCUGAACGUAGCACUGGAGAAAAAAUGGGUAAAUAUUCCAUUUCAUACAGACCACUGUGCCAAGUUUGAAGAAAAUCAAACUAAGAUGAUCAUUGAAGCUUUUCAUGGUGAAGGGGACAAAUAAAUAAAAAAUAGAGGCUUGCGGUAGCACCGUGCAUUGCAGGAUACCGGUGUCUCUUUGUGAAGGGGGGGCCUACGUGUGGUUCUGGAAAGAACCGGGAUCCGGGUACUCAACGUUUCUGAGAGUAUGCUAUAACGGAAAGGUACUCCCUCCUAAGUCAAGUUUAAACUGUGUAAAGCCUUGAAGAAUGCCACUCUUUCUUGAUCGACUGAAUAUCAGUGCACGUAGUUUUACAAACUGAAAUAAAUGGGAUAGCCUAUAACAUGAGUAUGUCAGUUAUGUUAUUUCGAACGGGUUUCAAUAUUGUAAAUUACUUGAAAACCCUAUCUAAGAUGGUUUUUGUAAUUUUUGAACAUUUGGGAAAAUGGCAAAUAGAAUUUAACUUUAACGCCCCAAAUCCUUUGCUCUGUAUUCCAUCAUGGAGCUCGUAAUAUGUUAAUGUGUGUAACUGUAAGCAAAGAGUCUCUUUCACGGAAGGACGGACGUUUUGAAUAAAAGGCCAACGGGUGAACAUUCCUCUCCCCUGUAGUUGUUUGUGUGGAUAAAUACAGGCAACGUCACAGUUUAGCCGGGAAACAGUUACUUACGACCGAGCACCAAGCAUGUACCGUUGCUGUCAGGUUUUCGGCAAAUUUCUCCGCAACGACUUCUGCGGACCAGCCGCCCACUGGUCUCGCCCAAAGUCUAGAUCUGUCCUCCAAGAGUUGACCAAGACCGAGGCGCCGCAGACUGUUAGACAGUUUGAGGAGAUCCCCGGUCCCAGACUGUGGCCAAUAGUUGGAUGCCUACCUGACUAUUUGACGAAUGGCCUUAAAAACGAAGGCUUCCAUAGGAUGUGGGAAAAGAGGUACGAGGAGUUUGGAAAGGAGAGCAAGAUAGUGGCGGAGCGAGUGUUUCAUCGUCAGUGGGUCAACGUCUACUCACCGGCCAUCAUAAAGCAGGUGUUUGCCCAAGAGGGCAAGUAUCCCGACAGGCCCUCUUUUGAGUCACUCAAGUCAGUACGUCAGAAACAACUGGGUCAUUUGGGAAUUCCAGCUGAGAACGGCGAGCGCUGGAAGAAGGGACGGAGUCUUUGGAACAACCGUGUGCUCCGGCCCAAGGCUGUGGAAGACUACAUUCCCCGUAUCAACGACGUCGUCGAUGACUUCGUUGAGCACAUUCGCCAGUUAGUAACUGCUGGGCCGCGAGAAAUUGACGGAAAACAGCUUAAGCCUGGGGAGGUGCCAAAUCUUCUGACAGAAUUCAUGAAAUGCGGUCUGGAAAUGAUGGGAUCGAUUGCACUGAGUAAGCGUCUCGGGGGGAUCCGACCGGGUCUCGAUCUUGACUUGGACGCACAUCGUUUCGUGUCUGAAAACGUUCAGAUGAUGCUCCAUGUGACGAAGCUGGAGCAGACCACGUUUCCACUCUACAGGUCCUUUCCAAGUAAGAGGUACCAAGCCAUGAAGAGACACUGGCUGAAUGCGUGCGCCAUAGCAUCCAAACUCAUGGAAGAAUACGCUGACCGAAUGAACGACACCCUUGACAGUGAGGACUUUACAGACAGUAUGGCUCCCGACAUUUACUCCUAUUUUCUAGCCAAGAACACACCAGCCAAGGAGCUUCUUGGGUAUAUGCUGGAUCUACUCACAGCCAAUCUGGACACAAUGUCAAACUCAAUGAACAUGCUGCUGUACUGCAUAGCGAACAACCCUCACGUCCAGGAGAAACUGUACAGUGAGGUUAGUGAGGUUCUUCAGGGAGGCAGAGUAACGGCCGAUAAGUUGAAGGAUCUGAGGUACCUGAAAUGUUGUGUCAAGGAAUCAAGCAGAAUAUUCAUGACGGUCCCCGGAACAGCACGUGUUCUCGACCAUGACAUCGUAAUAAACGGCUACAAUGUUCCAAAAGGAACCCAGAUUAACAUGUGCUUCCAAGUCAUGUGUAAGGAUCCGGAGAUUUUCGAGGAGCCCAACGAAUACAGACCGGAGCGUUGGCUUGAUGUUCGUAAGGCCCCAGACAUGGCAUUUUCACAUCUCCCCUUUGGAUUCGGCCCCCGCAGCUGUGUGGGAAGAAGGCUGGUCGACCAGGAAAUGUACAUUUUGCUUGCCAACUUGAUGUCGAAGUUUUGUAUCGAGAACCUCUGUGAUAGUGAACCUGACCUGGAAUGGAUUGGGGUCAGUCUCUCUGCAUCCAAACCUGUGAAACUCGCCUUUCAUGAGCGCUGAGGGCGGCAUAACAAAAAAGUUGACGCCUAUCUCCACAUUAUACACGUGAAAAGAAAAUGGCAACGCAAUCAGAAAAGGUUUUGAUACUUGUUAUAUUGCUUACUUUUCGUAUGGCCAAGUUUGCAGAGGUAGUAACUCAGAGGAUCAUAUUUUAAAGGAACUAGGAAACAGAAAUAUUUUUAUAAGUUAUAAUGAAAACCCUCGAAUUGCAUCUUUGGGUUUUAAUUAACCUUAUUUCAAAUUUUAACCCAUGUUUUUUGGUUUAUGCGAAUGCAUAUUUGCAUAUUCAUGAGCAGAACUAUGUCGUCAUCCAGGGCACUUAAUCUCAAUGUUGCACUGAUCUGUGCACAGAAAAUUUCUAGAUUUUUAACCACUGCUAUGGCAGAUUUUAUUUUC
Molecule: messenger RNA, 3237 nt
Organism: Acanthaster planci (crown-of-thorns starfish)
Lineage: Eukaryota; Metazoa; Echinodermata; Asteroidea; Valvatida; Acanthasteridae
Product: 25-hydroxyvitamin D-1 alpha hydroxylase, mitochondrial-like
Molecular function (GO): heme binding; iron ion binding; monooxygenase activity
Source: RefSeq, a predicted model, not a curated record